This is a messenger RNA of Peniophora sp. CBMAI 1063, 2079 nucleotides long. The record is from the annotation of a GenBank genome assembly. NCBI's taxonomy places the organism in Eukaryota, Fungi, Basidiomycota, Agaricomycetes, Russulales, Peniophoraceae.
AUGCAAGUACAAGAAACCCGUAUCUCUCGCUUCUACUACUCGUUCCGUACGCUCACUUUCCCCCGUCGUCUACAGCAACAGCCUCGCAUGUUUCCGAUAACAUGCAACGCAAUUGGCGACAUCAUAGCUGUCGUACAGCUCAUCCGCAACAUCGUCAUAGCAUUAGAUGAAACGCGGGGUGCCGCAGAAGAGUCUAAGCAGUUCACUCGCGUCCUCUCGGCCCUCGGAACCGUUAUGGCCGAGGUCUAUGACCUCGCCAAAGCUUCGCACAACGAGACUCUGAGGCAGGCCGUGCUCGAAGAAGUCCGACUUUGCUGCAUCGAUAUCAAUAGCGCGCACAAGAGCAUAUCUGACUUCGAGAAACUCGAGGAGUCCUCCGCGCGCUUCACUCGCAACACUACUCGACGAAACCUGAAAAAGAUUCAGUGGCACCUUCUACGAGCUUCCGACGCGGCCAAAUACACUCAACGCUUUGGAGAGAGCCACCAGAGGCUCAACUCGUUCAUCUGCCUACUCGGACAUCAAUCGACAUCGCGCCUCCUGAAUGAACGAUGCUCUUCCAUUCUAGCAGCGCUUCGCCGCCACCUACGGCUGGCGCAAGAUCAGAGUCGGGCGUUCCGCGAGUCUAGCGAGGAGAUCAAGGCUGUUACCCUUCUUGCCCUUCAGGAGGCCGCAAUGCCGCCGCGCGCACAGGUGAUGGAGCAAGCCCUCUCCCACCCAUACUUUGCUUCGUCUCACGCUCGACGAAUCGGGGCUCGCAUUCGACGCGUCGCCAACAUGAUCUACGACUCGCUCGCCCCCAACACUCCUGCCGCCCAACGCGAUAGAUUCUUGUCUUUGCUCGCGCCGUUUCUUGUAGCUGGCGCUGCGUUCGUGGUUCACAACAACGUAGACUCUCAAUGGAAGAGCACGGGCCUCUGGUCCGCUAUCUGUGCGCUCGUCGUACAUGUCCUCUGGCUACAGUCAUCGACACCAAUGAACCCCAAUUUCAAUCCCGGGGAUGGCAUUGUUUUGAUCGGACUUCUCGGAGAGGAUAUCCCCGUGCCUAGCCAGUUCUGCUCCUCGUACGAGUACUUCCAUGAGUUCUUGAGUCUCUUCUACUCAAAGGUACCGGGAGCGUCGGACUUCGUGUCCUUCAAGCGUUAUGAGCUAGUCGAAGCCGGAUCAUCGAGGCUUAUCUCAGGCACUAACUGGGCAAGCUGUACGCGACCUGGACUCUGCAUGGAAAUGGGUUUGAUGUACAUAUGGGGCGUGGCAAACGAUAUCUCCUACUGCCCUUACUGUGACUACCAGUACAACCCACACUCGGUAUUGAACGAAGUCGUAUGUGCCAGUUGCUUGGGAACGUUUCGGCAGACGAGCGCAGACUUGGCGCUUGUCAAAUGGGCUGGCGUUGACGCACCAGAUCCGACUUCAACAAGACGCCAGGGCAUAGAAUGGCACUUAGCCCUCUCUCAGACCGAUGUUCAAGUGACUACCCUGACAACAACAGCCCAGCACGCCAGCCCCGUCGAUUUCGACGCGGCGGAGGCGUUCGCGCGAAGCUGUCAUCGCGUUCACGUCAUCAACAUACAUUACUCCCAAGAUAACACGCCGGAGCAGAUGCACUUGGUGUCGCAACUAGUCGUGGACGCCCUAAUAUCCACUCAAGACACAUUCUCGAGGUCGACCCUCGCGUACGAACUAUUGCGGUCGCACAUCCAGUCACCGUAUCACUGGCACCCCAAGUCACCGGCUUACGCACACAGUCUGCGCGCGGGGCGGUUCAUAUACGAUGCCGCGCUAUCAGAGCUCGAACGCAGUGCAGUCAUCGGUAGCGCCAUCCACGGAAGUACCGCAAUCACCAAACCGAUGACCGUGGUGCACCAGUUACUCGCACGAAUGGUUUCGGCACUCGGAGCUUUCAUUGAUGAUCCGUCUCAAGAGACCAUCCGCCAAUGGGAGGACGUAUUGAAUGCCUACUCGGACAAGCAUCUGCCACUCAAGGAGCGGGAAGAUUACCAGGAACUCGUGAGGGAGCAUGGAAGGAUCGGUUGUAGUCUGCGUACUGCGUUCGGCUUCACGGAAAGAUUGUCCUGA